GCUGUCUUAACUAGUGACAACCACGUUGUUGCGCCAAGACUUGUCUCCUUUAGCUGGCUGACCCAUCAUCAUGUUCAGAGCCGCCGUCCGUCUUUCAGUGUCCGGUGCCCGGAGGUUGACCUGGACACGGCUUGGGUGUACAGCUCCCCUGGCUCAGAGGUGUUACUCACAUGGUGGGAAGCAGGAGACGGACGACGAGUUUGAUGCCCGCUGGGUCAACUAUUUUAACAAGGCGGAUAUUGAUGCAUGGGAGCUGAGGAAAGGGAUGAACACGCUGAUUGGAUACGACCUGGUACCCGAGCCAAAGAUCCUGGCCGCUGCCCUCCGAGCCUGCCGCAGGUUAGACGACCUGGCUAGUGCCAUUCGCAUCCUGGAGGCUGUCAAGGACAAAUCUGGCCCCCACAAAGACAUCUACCCGUACCUAAUUCAGGAGCUGCGGCCAACAGUAGAUGAGCUUGGUAUCUCCACACCUGAAGAGCUUGGCAUGGACAAAUUAUAAAUGGGACUGCUGUUGAUGUCUCUGGGAACCUUGUACUUUAGUCUUUGUCUCCUUGUAUAUUAAUAUGUGUGUGAAAUUUWAUUUGGGCCUUUGUUUGUAAAAUAUUGAUGAACCUAAUAAAGAAUAUAUAUUUCUUGAAUGUG
Salvelinus sp. IW2-2015 is the source of this 642-nucleotide messenger RNA. Its product is annotated as cytochrome c oxidase subunit 5A, mitochondrial. The record is from RefSeq and is a predicted model, not a curated record. Gene Ontology annotation, cellular component: mitochondrial inner membrane. NCBI's taxonomy places the organism in Eukaryota, Metazoa, Chordata, Actinopteri, Salmoniformes, Salmonidae. Gene Ontology annotation, biological process: mitochondrial electron transport, cytochrome c to oxygen.